Molecule: messenger RNA, 1056 nt
Organism: Momordica charantia (bitter melon)
Lineage: Eukaryota; Viridiplantae; Streptophyta; Magnoliopsida; Cucurbitales; Cucurbitaceae
Source: RefSeq, a predicted model, not a curated record
UUCUCUCAAGUCUUGUACAGUGACGUCGCUCUCUUCUCUCUGCGUUCACUCGUUCUCAACCCCAUCGCCGCCGGUCCGACGUCACCGUUCACCGUUCAACGUUCAGCCGUAAGCUUGCCCAAUUCGAUUCAAAGGGGCAAAAGAUCUUCCAAAUCGAGAAACCCUAUGAAGUAGCCGCCCCGCUGUUGGCGACGUUUCAUCGAAGAUCCUCGCGUGGGUUUCGCAGAAUCGCCGUCCAAAAGUUACUGCCACAACCCCAAUGAGCAACAUGAAGACGCCGCAGAAAUCUCAACCUCCUGAAAUUCUUAAGUUGAAUACUGCAUUGAAAAUGGCAGAGCAGUGGCUUAACAAUAUGACACCAAUUGGUAAUGACGAGCCAACUGUUGUAGAACCUGAGAAUCGGCCUCCUAGACUUGGACUUGGAGCCAAAGUAUCACGCCAAUUCAGAAGUGGACCUUCUAAUGACCCGCUUGACAGAAAAUUAUAUGCCAAAUUGGAUGCUGGGAAAAGGCAAGCUGCUAGAAAGACAAAGGAGGAUACCCUGAUACUCAACAAUGAAGAUGACGAGGAUGAUGAUGAAGAAGAGAGUAGAACUGCCAUGUUCGAUAAGAAGCGGGCAGCAACUCCGGUAGCUAUGCCUCCUUUUCGGUCCAAGAAAAAACAGAGGUAGCUUACCUUUGCAUAUAGACUGUUGUGUUGCAUCUUUUCUGGUUUUCCCUUGUAUUAUAUAGAUACUGGAACUACUGAAAUAGGAGGCUGUAUCUUUUCAACCACAGGUUAAAAGGGUAGAGGGGCUAAUUGUGAUUGCUUUAUUCGAAUUGGUGUUUUUUUGUUCUUGGGUGUUCUCAUAUAUUUUUCUUCUAAUUAUUAGCAUCGAGGCUAAUGAAAAAGUGACGGGACUUGAAUGGGUUCAAAUUGUGUGAUGACCACUUACCUCGAAAAUCUUAAAGUGACAGCUCUUAGCUUUUGAAAAUAGGGUGUACUCAGUUGUAAGUUAAGUGGUUGUUCCAUGAGAUCAAUUGAAGUUUAUGCAAGGUAGCCACAAAUUUAUUGUUA